GUAUCUUCUUAAACAUAAAAUGAAAUCUCUCAGGGGUAUUCACUAACCGCCUGAAGCUAUUUGGGGGGGUUGUUCUGUUGUCACAAGAUUUCUCCCUCCUCAAUGGAUCAGGAUGUGGACUGUUGCUGACUCUUAAGCCCUUUGACCCCAUUAAGCUGCUAUUGCUGUAAGAAUUCUUUCCCUCUCUCUGAGGGUGAGAUAACCAGCUUUCUUCAAGGCUGCUGGCUGUGCUGGGCCAUAAGCCCCCCUUGUGGUAUAUCAAAAUUGCUCUUCCAAUUGGAUCAUUUUCCCUUCUGCUCCUAUGCAACCCAGUGUGUUGCUUCUCUACUUGUCUGGCCUUAGAACUUUAAAAGUUUGGGGAAGGAUUAAAGUAGACUUUCCAAGGUGGAGAUGUAAAGUGUCAUGUGUGCAUUGAAAUCAGUUAGAGGUGAUGAUAAUUAAAGUGGGCUUUAUGUGAGUAUGAAGAAAGUCCUUAGAUAUGAGAUCUUUGUAUCAACCAGUUCUUAUGUAAAUGGCUCUAACAAACUGUGAAGGGAUUACUGUUUCCGUUCUGUUGCCUUCAGUCUUAGUUCACUUGCUCAUGGAUUUCACAUACUUUGAAUUCACAUGGAUUCACAUGGUGUAAAGGCUGGGCAACCAAAACUGUUGGCUUUUCAGAAAACUGUCAAAUACUUUAACAUCAAACUGUUGCAAUGCAAGGUAUCUUUUUGACUGUUCUUCACCAAAUAUGACUAAGAUUGAGCUGCUUGUAAUUUAUAUUGUCCAUACUGGUUUGUGUAAAUCCUACUCUGUUCUGCUCAUAGAACCAGUAUACAUAUUUAGCUCAUUAUUGUUAAACUUGUGUAUUAUUAAGGCUAAACUAGCAUUAUAAAAUAAGGCUGUAAUAUAACUUUUUGGCUUUGGACUAAAUGGACUUAGCUCUCAUUGAAGUACAGCUUCUGUUAUUCAUAACUACAGAUAUAAUGAAAAAUUCUAGUUAUAUGUAAUUUUCUAUAAUUGUGUACUAUCAUGUCUGUUCAUGGUUAUAUAUUAAACCAUAAUGUAUUUUGUUAUCUGUUAGGUAAAAAGAUUCUAGUUCUCAUGUAGUUUCCAGAUGUAUGGAAAUUGAUACAAGAUUAUUUUUUUAAAAAAGCAAACCUAUCCUGUAUUUCCAUGAGUUCUCUGCAAACUUGUACAUUUCUUUUUCUUUUUCUUGGUAAGACCACUUCCAUGUCUUUGUUGGAGACCUCAGCCCAGAAAUUACAACUGAAGAUAUUAAAGCAGCUUUUGCACCAUUUGGAAGAAUAUCCUGCCCAAGUCCAAAAAGGGGGUAACGAAUUGACCUGAGAAAAUUAAAGAAUUCAGUUAACAGGCGACGGAUGCACGGGUUGUUAAGGACAUGGCAACAGGAAAAUCUAAAGGAUAUGGCUUUGUUUCUUUCUUCAAUAAAUGGGAUGCAGAAAACGCGAUUCAGCAGAUGGGGGGACAGUGGCUUGGUGGAAGACAAAUCAGGACAAACUGGGCAACACGUAAACCUCCAGCUCCAAAGAGUACAUAUGAGUCAAAUGCCAAACAACUAUCCUAUGAUGAUGUUGUGAAUCAGUCCAGUCCAAGCAACUGCACAGUGUACUGUGGAGGUGUUACUUCAGGGCUAACAGAACAGCUGAUGCGCCAGACAUUUUCUCCAUUUGGGCAAAUAAUGGAAAUUCGGGUCUUCCCAGAUAAAGGAUAUUCCUUUGUACGGUUCAAUUCUCAUGAAAGCGCUGCGCAUGCAAUUGUUUCAGUCAAUGGCACAACUAUAGAAGGACAUGUUGUGAAAUGUUACUGGGGCAAAGAAACACCAGAUAUGAUAAAUCCAAUACAACAGCAGAAUCAAGUGGGAUACCCACCGCCUUAUGGGCAGUGGGGUCAGUGGUACGGAAAUGCGCAGCAGCUUGGCCAGUACAUGCCUAAUGGCUGGCAGGUCCCUGCGUAUGGAAUGUAUGGACAAGCAUGGAAUCAGGGAUUCAAUCAGACACAGUCUUCUGCAGCAUGGAUGGGUGCAAAUUAUGGUGUGCCGCCGCCGCCCCCACCGCCGCCGCCCCCACCCCAGGGGCAAAAUGGAAGCGUUCUAACUAGUCAAACUGGAUAUCGAAUGGCAGGUUUUGAAACACAGUGAGAGGAACAGAGAAAGACUCUGGAAUAGAACAACUGGUGGCUUUGAGGCUAUAUAUGGAGCAUUGUAAAACCCUUUGUUUACUUAAAAAAACCUAUCCAAUCAAGUCAGUGCAAAAGUCAGAAAACAGUAUUUAUUUUUAAUCAUGAAACUACGUUGUCCACAUUUUUUUUAAAACACACACACAGGAAAUACUAGAUGCUGGAUAUCUGCCAACUUUUGCCUUCUUUUCCUCUUUUGAGAUGUGUUUCUUAAGAUCCUUGUUUGAAACACAACUAAUGCAGGGAUUUCUGCCACUUUUAGAUUGGGGCAGAAUAUUGCACAAUAUCAAACUUUUUUCCACUGAAGUAGUGUGCAGUUCUAGUUGCAUUCCUAGUAUGACUGAAAAUGUAUAUGAAAAGUUGUACAAAAACAAAACACGCCAAAACUGUGUGAGUUCUGAAGGUUUAUUGUGAUCUUCAGCUUGUGCACAAUUCUGUUCUAAAGAGAGCCUAUUGUAUAAAGUGUCCCAUCUCCUCACUUUUGUUAUACUGGGGUUUCAAAUAUAACUUAUUGGUUUACAUUAUUUUGUAUCUAGACAUUUUUCAAAAAGUGAUUUUUGCCUUACUGUCAGCUGUUAAAUUAUUAAAUGGGGGUGGCGGUGGGAAGUGGUUGGCAGCAGUAGUUGUUCAGAGCUCUCCAACGGAUCCAACUCUUCCUGUUGUUGUUAGACGUGAGAAGGUGCCUGGGAAAUCCCUGUAGGGUUUGUGCAAAGAUCUUCACCGAUGAACUUCAACCCAGUUUCAGAUAUUAUUAAAAAUGUGACACAUUCUAAUGAACCAGCUUUUCUAAAUCUCUCAGUUUUUACAUUUACAUGUAUUCUAUACCAUGUAAACUAUUUUAGCAAAUUAAUAUUUUUCACAAAAGUUGGUCAGCUUUUGUAUGUCUCCUUCUUUGAAAGGGUAAAAGGCAGAGAGGUCUAUGUGACUUAACGAGUAUGAUUCUAAACUUUGGCUUUUUGCAUGUGAAUAUCAAAUACAUUAUUAGAUUUUGAAUACACAAGUCAUGCUCUCAUUUUUCAAAUAUGUAGAGAAUACUUUGGUCUUAGCAACUUUUUACUCAAGUGGAGUAAAUUUGACUUGAUUUAGCAUGUACAGGUAGAGCUCUGAUUACUUGUAGCAUUGUGCGGAUCAGGCCAGGAGUAUGAGGAAUACUCCGGUUAAGCCUGAAGGACCAGCUGGAUUAAGCAUUUUGAAUUGUUCAGAGGCCAAAAAAACCCCUUGCUAUCCUACCUCCUUAACUUAGCCUUCAGAGAGUGCAAAAAAGAAAGCUACCCCUAGGUGUAAUAUUUAUUUAUGUCUGGGCCCGUGGAGGUGUAUGCUUUUUAUUCUGCAUUGGUUGUAGUGGAGCAACGUAUCAAGGGAUUAUUGAGUUUAUGAUAUAUGGAGUGUCCUAUGACAAAUGUGUUUUAUGGAAAUAAGUGACCCUAUGAUAGAGGGUUGGCUUUGGAGAUGUUAAAAUCCUAUUUGUCUUGAUUUCAAUCCCUCACCUUUGGGGAGUGUUCCAUGAUUUGCCGGGUGUGAAUGGUGUUCUAAAAUUUGAAAGUUUGCUACGAAUAUAAUUUUGCAUUGGGAAGGGGUAGAAGAAAAGACGAAAACUUAUGGUGACUCUUGAGAAACUCUUGUCCCUGACUCUGUUUAACAACUGGAAUUCUGUAAAGGAAGCAGAGUAAGAUGGCUUGAGUUCAGUGAAACCUGGCUGUAAAAAACAACAAUCAAAAACCAAUUUUUACCCUGAAAGCAGGGUCUGGCUCCCCAUAUGUUUAAAAAAGUGAAGCAUACUGAAAAGAUAGUUUUAACUCAUAGACCACUCUUAUUUCUGCCUCCUUGCUGCCUUUUAAACAUGCUUAAACAUAUCUUUAAAAUUAUUUUUACCACCUCUGCCUGUACAAUUAUUUCAAAAGAGGACAGGAAUAGGUUUGAGGUGAGUUUGGUGCCGCACUGGAAUUUCUAUGUGUGUAUUUUCACCAAUAGAACUGCCCAGGUUUAGUUGUCUUAAAUAAAAUUCCUGUCAUUAGAACUGUCUGAGAGACUGUUACCUAGUUUAAAAAACACACAAACAAGGCUUUUAAUAUUAUGUCAGUGCUGGUUGCUUUUCCCCUACUCUCCGUUUGGGCACCCAGGAAAGACAUGAAUUUCAGGUUAUUUUUGUUGAGCAUAAUUAAAGUCUUAAAAUUCUAAAGUUCCUCAGAUUUAGAAAUGCUUUGAGAAAAAUGAAUGGAUGAGGCCCUUCCAGUUAUACAAUUGUUACUGCUAAGCUACUUCUGACUAGGAUUUUUCAUACUUUUCUGGAGGUCACUUCUGCUACAUAAGCCACAUUAAAAACUAGUUGCUUACCAAGUGUCAGCCUCUUCUGCUGUAACUUCUCCAGUGGUCCUACAAAAAAAAGUAGGUGAAGCAUUUGAGCCCACUUCUUUCUCUCGCUAUUGCCCUUUUCCUUCUUGUUUUUAGUUUAAGCAUAAGCAGCCUUUCAGUUUUAAAAGGGAGUCUUCUUAAAAUACGGUAAAUGUAAAUGAGAGUAAUGCCCCAUACAGAUAACAAAGGAGGAUAAAGCUGCCUGGGGUAUUGUUUUUGGGUUAUUUUGUUUUUAAAAGUAGCAGCCCCAUUUUUGUCUCUGUAUGAACAUUGAAAGCUUCGUUUGAACUAAUGUAUUUUGAUACUUGUGUUUAGAAGUUCAAGAACUUCACUCCAGAAGCCGUGACUUUUGAAAGCCAUUAAGAUGUUAAUAAAAGAUGUGAGCUUGCGUA
This is a messenger RNA of Zootoca vivipara (common lizard), 4919 nucleotides long. It is a transcript of the gene TIA1, whose product is annotated as TIA1 cytotoxic granule associated RNA binding protein. Gene Ontology annotation, molecular function: RNA binding. NCBI's taxonomy places the organism in Eukaryota, Metazoa, Chordata, Lepidosauria, Squamata, Lacertidae. The record is from RefSeq and is a predicted model, not a curated record.